Messenger RNA from Aspergillus oryzae RIB40, 426 nucleotides. RefSeq lists its product as uncharacterized. The transcript has 2 exons. Lineage: Eukaryota; Fungi; Ascomycota; Eurotiomycetes; Eurotiales; Aspergillaceae. The coding region runs from base 1 to 426 and encodes 141 amino acids. The record is from RefSeq and is a predicted model, not a curated record.
AUGGCACUUUCACCAAAAGCAGAGGACCUGCAGCCAACUCGCUCACCGUUUCUGGUGGUGGAGGUAUGGUACAUGAUCACUGAUAUCCUUUGUGACGCCGAGAACGAAGAGCAGGAUGAGGGCAGGACGAGGGCCAAGUGUUCCUCGCCGCUCCGCGAUCUAAUCAGCCUAAGUAGCACAUGUACAUGGCUUCGCACUAUACUGGUUCCGCGUAUAUUUGCGGUUAUAUAUCUAAGAAACACGACCAAGAGCGCCCUGUCAAUAAAGGCUAUCGCCGAUAGCAACUUCUCGGGGUUCGUCAAAGAGGUGCAAUACGUCGCCAGCUAUGUCUAUCCGCCAGAGGUCGACACGGUUCUUUCCAGUCUCGCCUCUUUCAAGAACCUUCGAACUAUUAGCGUCGAGUUUCCCUCGACGAUGACGAGCUAG